Pipistrellus kuhlii (Kuhl's pipistrelle) is the source of this 8754-nucleotide messenger RNA. RefSeq names its product A-kinase anchoring protein 12 (gene AKAP12). NCBI's taxonomy places the organism in Eukaryota, Metazoa, Chordata, Mammalia, Chiroptera, Vespertilionidae. The record is from RefSeq and is a predicted model, not a curated record. Gene Ontology annotation, molecular function: calmodulin binding; protein kinase A binding. Gene Ontology annotation, cellular component: cytoplasm. The transcript is spliced from 4 exons. Bases 207 to 5603 code for a protein of 1798 amino acids. Gene Ontology annotation, biological process: signal transduction; regulation of protein kinase C signaling.
GAGGAGGCAAAGAGGUGGCUCUCUCUCUCUCCCUCUCUCUCUCUCUCUUUUUUCUUUUAAGGAGUUUGCUGCGAGCGCGUCCCCUCCAUUCGGCCCGGCGCGCUCGGCGGAGGAGGAGGAGGAGCGGGAGGCAGGCGCUCGGGGACCCGCGGCGCACGCUCCUCGCCGUCCCGCCGUUCGCAGAGGCGCGGAGAGCCCGCGGAGCCAUGGGCGCCGGCAGCUCCACGGAGCAGCGGAGCCCGGAGCCGCCGGAGGCGGGCAGCGGGGCGCCGGCCGAGCCCCAGCCCCAGCCCGGCGGCCCGGUGCUGGCGGAGGCGGCGGAGGCGGCGGCGGCGGGAGCCCCGGGGGACCCCGGCAUCGCGGCCGCGGACCCCGCCGCCAAGCUCCUCCAGAAGAAUGGUCAGCUGUCCACCCUCAACGGCUUAGCUGAACAAGAAGAGCUCACUGCCCAGGAGGGGGCCCUGAACGGCCAGGAGGCGGAAGUCAUUGUCCCAGAGAUUGGACAGAGAGAGUCCGAAGAUGAGAGAGAGUCAGACAAGGAGAUGGCUGCCAACUCCUCGGCGGUCCAGGACAUCGCAAAGGAUGGGCAGGAGGAGAUGCCGGAAAUAAUUGAGCAGGUCCCUUCUUCGGAGAGCAACUUAGAAGAGCUAACACAGCCUGCCGAGUUGGCCCAGACCAAUGACGUCGGGUUUAAGAAGGUGUUUAAGUUUGUCGGCUUUAAAUUCACUGUGAAGAAGGAUAAGAGCGAGAAGUCCGACCCGGCCCAGCUGCUCACUGUCCGGAAAGAGGGAGGCGAAGGAGCCGGAGAGUCGGAGGGGGCCGGUGACCACCAGGAGCCCAACCUGGAAGCCGGGGAAGCAACACACAAGGAAAGUGAGCUGAAACAGUCCGCAGAGAAACCCGAGGACACCCCGAAACCCGAGGACACCCCGAAACCCCCCGAGCAGAGCAGCUCGAACAUCUCUCUCCAAGCCGAGUCCGGUCAAGUGGCCGGGGAAGGCAGAGAUGGGGAAGAAAAACAAGACAAAGAGCCAGCCAAAUCUCCAGACUCUCCCACUAGCCCGGUGGCCAGUGAAACGGCGUCGCCCUUCAAAAAAUUCUUCACCCAGGGCUGGGCCGGCUGGCGAAAGAAGACCAGCUUCCGGAAGCCCCGGGACGAUGAGCUGGACGCUCCGGAGAAGAAGAAGGAGCCAGAGCCAGACCGAGGAGACGCGGAGGAAAAGGAGAAGACGGACGACGCCUCCGGGAAGCCGGCUGCUCCCGAACAACCACAGCCGCGGGAGGCCAGACUGUCGGCCGAGUACGAGAAGGUGGAGCUGCCCGCUGAGGGUCCCGGGCAGGCCUCCCCCGAGGAGCGAUGCGCCCCGUUAGCCACAGAAGUGUUUGACGAGAAGGUGGAGAUCGUGGCCGAGGUCCACGUGAGCACGGCGGAGCGGGCCGAGGAGCAGAAAGCGGAGGUGGGAGACCCAGAGGGGCCCCCGCCGUCGGAAAAGCUGGCCGAAACCAAUGCUGAGCCUCAGGAAGCUGGACCUCCACCAGGGGGUGCGCCUGGGGGGGACCCCAUCCAGCCCCUCCAGCCCCCCGAAGCAAGUCCCGAUGAUGACGAGAAGGCGCCGCCUGCCCAGCCCGAGGGCGUGGUGAGCGAGGCGGAGAUGCUGGCCUCGCAGGAGAGGGUGAAGGCGCAGGGGAGCCCCCUGAAGAAGCUCUUCACCAGCUCCGGCCUGAAGAAGCUCUCCGGGAAGAAGCAGAAAGCGAAGAGGGGGGUUGACGAGGAGUCGGGGGACCAGCCGGCGGCCCAGGCCGACUCCCCGGACAGCCCCGAGGAGCAGAAGGGCGAGAGCUCGGCGUCCUCCCCCGAGGAGCCCGAGGAGAUCACCUGCCUGGAUAGGGGCGUCGCGGAGGCGCCCCCCCAGGAGGGGGAGGCCGUGGAAGAGGGCGCCGCUUCCGACGGAGAGAAGAAGCGAGAGGGCGUGACCCCCUGGGCGUCUUUCAAGAAGAUGGUGACGCCCAAGAAGCGGGCGCGGAGGCCCUCCGAGAGCGACAAGGAGGAGGAGCCGGAGAAGGUGAAGAGCGCCACGUUGUCCUCCACGGAGAGCGCGGCCUCCGAGGCGCCGGAGGAGGGCAAGGGCCCCGGGGACGAGCCCAAGCCCGAGGAGCCCAGGCGCAAGGUGGACACCUCCGUGUCCUGGGAGGCGCUGAUCUGCGUGGGGUCGUCCAAGAAGAGAGCGAGGAAAGCGUCCUCUUCCGACGAGGAGGAGGGACCCAAGCCCACGGCGGCGGUGGCGGUGGCGGCGGCGGGAGAAGGCCCAAGGCCGGACGACGCAGGGAAAGACCGAGAGGCCGGGCCAGACGCCGUCCCCGCCGGCUCCCAGGAGCCUGACCCGGGGCCGGGGAGCUCCUCGCCCGAGCAGGCGGGCAGCCCGUCCGAAGGGGAGGGCGGCGUCUCCACCUGGGAGUCCUUCAAGCGGCUGGUCACCCCGAGGAAGAAGCCCAAGUCCAAGCCGGAGGAGAAGACCGAGGACGCCGGAGCGGGGGCCGGCGCAGAGCACUCGGCCGCGGAGGGGGAGCCCGGGAAGGAGGAGUCCUGGGUCUCCAUCAAGAAGUUCAUCCCCGGACGGAGGAAGAAGAGGUCGGAUGGCAAACAAGACCAAGCCGCCGCCGAAGGGCCCGCCGAGGCCCACGAGGAGGACUCGGACGUGCCGGCCGUGGUCCCGCUGGCCGAGUACGACGCGGUGGAGAGGGAGAAGCGGGAGGCGCAGGAGGCCGAGCAGAAGGGGGCCGUCUCCGUGUCCGAGGAGCUCAGCAAGAGCCUGGUCCACACCGUGACCGUGACCGUCGUCGAUGGGGCCAGGGCCGUGUCCGACAUCGAAGAGAGGUCGCCUUCCUGGAUCUCCGCGUCGGCGAUGACGACAGGGCCCGUGGACCGAGCCGAAGAGGAAGCCGGGCCACCCAUGGCGGGGGGGCUGGAGAGAGAGGUCAGGGCGGAGGAGACCCCCAUGGUCAUCCCAGCCCCGCCUGAGGGCCGAUGUGCUGGGGAGGACGCCAGGGCCGGUGAGGACACCAGAGCCGGUGAGGACACCAGAGCCGGUGAGGACACCGUGGCCAGUGAGGACACCAGAGCCGGUGAGGACACCAGAGCCGGUAAGGACACCGUGGCCCGUGAGGACACCGUGGCCCAUGAGGACGCUGUGGCCCGUGAGGACGCCGUGGUCCAUGAGGUGGAACUGACUGCCGAGGCCGUGACCGCUGCAGAACCCACGGACGCAACCGAGGCGUCCGGCGCCGAGGAGACCGCCGACAUGGUUUCGGCCGUCUCCCAGCUGAGCGAGUCCCCAGACACCACGGAGGAGGCCACGCCAGUUCAGGAGGCGGAGGGCGGGGAGCCCGACGUGGAGGGUCAGGAGCGGCGGACCCAGGAGGUCCUGCAGGCGGUGGCAGAAAGGGUUCAAAAAGCGUCACAGCUUGAUGUCCGGGGCCCGGGGGCCACGCGGAAGGUGGAAUCCCAGCUGCCAGAGGUGGCAGAGGCCGAAGAGGAUCCUCCCGCGGAAGAGGCGGGCGUGGCUGUGCAGGGACACGCAGGAGAAACGAAGGCUGAGGAUCUGCCACAGGGGAAGGUCCCUGGACAGGCCGCCCCAGAACACGCCGAAGAAGUCCCUCAAGUCCCCGAGAACAUCACGUCCAGCGAGCUCAUAACCCCCCGCCAUGCCGAAACCCUGGCUGGGGUGAAAUCAGAGAUGAUGGUCCUGGAACAGGCUGUUGGCCCGGACUCGGCUGAAACCCUCACCGACAGCGAGGCCAGUGGGAGCACCCCCGUGGCCGACUGUGAAGCUGGCCAUUGCUCACAGCAAGACACGGCCACGGAAGUCCACGCAGAGGGGGAAGGCGCAUCCGGUACGAAGCCGCGGGUCGGGGAGGCCCAGGCAGUUCCUCCGCUGAGAGAGACGCCCCCAGCACCCUCGGGGCUCCAAUCCCAGGAAGACAAGAAAGAACACUCAGAAACCGAAGAGGGUUUAGAACCUGGAGAGGCACCGGUGGAGACGGUGCCCGUUCUCUCAAAGGCGGAGGCGACUCAAGAGGCCGGCCAGUUUGCUGAUGAGGCAUCCGAAGACGCACCCUCGGUGGGAGGACUUGACGCGUCUGCGGACGCAGACAUGACAGCGAGCCAGAAAAAGACCGCCGAAGUCGCCCUUAAAGAUGAAGUGACUGAAGAAGCUGAUGGUCCAAAGAAUGAAAAGACUGAAUUCCAGAGUCCUGCUCAGGCUCCUGCAGCCCCGGGGGAGAGAGAGAUGGCAGUGCAAGUGGAAAGGGAGGAAACGGAAGCCAAGGCGGCCCAUGGAAGUGAAGAGGAACGUGAGCCCAAACCGGUGCACCUGCUCAGCAGCCAGCUGGUCCAGUCAGUCCAGGUGACCGUCAUCGACGGGGAGAAGGAAGUUAACCGUUUUGAAGAAAGCUCUGCUUGGCUAGUUCAAGGGCAAGCGCUCUGCACAGACAUCCAAGUUCAGAGCCCGGUGGCGGCUCUACCUCUCGCAGCUGUGUCUGUGGAGGAGCAGGUCUUAGGAGAAACCGUCCAGCUUUUCGAGGCAGCUACGCCUUGGGAGUCUGCAGAGGCACGCGUGGAGCUCAGCAAGAGCCUGGUCCACACCGUGACCGUGGCAGAGCCCUCUGACGGAGAAGGCGCUGUCGGUCAGCCAGGGGGAGGCGCAGCACCCACGGGCCCCGAGGCUCAGGCAGAGUCGGCCCCGGUCCCCGCACCCGCCACCCCGGCAGAAGGCGUCAGUGCCGACCCGGAGGGAGACAAAACCACCUCCCGGGGAGGGAAGUCCAAAGAAGAAGACAGCGAGCAGGUUAGCGGUCAGGGAGUCAGCGUGAGCGAGACGGGAGAGGAAAGUUUAAAGGCCGAAGAGGAGAUUUUGCAACUUCAGACGGAGAGCCAGAAACUCGUGCAAAACGUCAUCGAGACGGCCGUGGGCCAGUUAGUAAGCACCGGAGACACGGCCCCCGACGGCCAGCCCCCGGCCCCGCUGAUGGAGGCUGACCAGCAGGAAGCCGAGCAGAGAAUCGAAAAAGAAGAAGGGGAACCUCAGAGCCCGGCAGAGGCUGAAGCGGCCCGAGAGCAGUCUGCACUGACCACCGUGGGCCAGAGUCCCUCCGACAUUCCCAAAGGCUCGGACGCGGCUGCAGAGGAGGCCACGGCCGCGGCCUCGGGGGUCCAAGGCUCCCCUGUCGAUGCCCAGCAGCGUGAAGAGCUCGUCCACCCCGCCCAGGACAAGAGAGAAGCCACCGGAACCAGGUCUGAGCCGGAAUUCGGUGAUCGAGCCCACGGCUUGGGAGAGAGAACAGAGAACGAAGCCCAAGAAAAGGAGAGACGUGACGCCGUCGAUUACCCCGAGAACCAGAUCUCAGCCCUGGUAGACCCUGAGGCCUCGGGAGACUUAACCAAAGAGUCCCCGGAUGCCAACGGACCAAAGCUAAAAGAGAAGGAGGUGGGGUUUCAGGAAGGAAAAGGGCAGAGCGCGCCCGAAAAAGAGAUCAAAACACAGACUCCGGAGGAGACACAGGAACAAGAGAGGCAGCCAGCCACGCCGGAACUUGCAGAGUCCUAAAAUGCCACUUACACGAGUGCCCUUGCAAGACCAGAAUGUGAAAGACAAGUGGUAGAAGAAAACGAAUGCUGCUGAUGACACCCAAGACCAAGAUUUCAGAACUGUGAGAUCCGAAGAACAGGCCCGCCAACCGAUCUCGUCCCCAGAGAACCCCGACAAUCCUGAGGCUGCAUCGGGAGCUAGAACCAGUUCCUCCUCACCGCCUGUCGCAUCCCCUCGAUGCCGUAUCGUGUUUCUCAUCCGAGGUCCUGAAUUCUUCCCCCGGGGAACUGGCGUUGGCAAUACCUGGUUCCACCUUCUCAAACUGGAGUAUCAUUCUUGAUGUAUUUAUAUGUGUCUUAAGUAAUCCUCCUCCUGUAUCUAUUGUAUAUUUUUUUUUUCUUACUGUUUAAGGAGAUGGUGCGGUGGAGUACGUUUCUGAUGUAUCCCAGUCUGUGAUGGGCAUGGGCCAUCGUGUCCCCUCGGCAGCUCUGAGCCUCCCGGAGGACCUGUGAAAACAGCUUCCCAGCAUUACAUUCCUGAGCAGACGCUACCUGCUCUCUUUCAAACUCCCUAGGGACCAGGCCCGCAUUUAGUAUUACUCUGAAGCCAGUCACCUUCCUAUUGUGCACCGUGUGCUAAGCAUGAAAAGCAUCCUUUGGGCGGGAGCAUAUAGAAGGUUCUGUGGUUACUGUGAAGUUUUUGUGGAGGGUGGAAGUAUUUUGGGUUGGUUUUUUUUUCAGUAGUGGAUUAACUUCCAGUCCUUCUCCUAAUUGUUAUGGUGGUUUGGACAGAUGUGGGCUUAAAUCCCGAGGCAAAGUAGUGACAUAGUUUUUCAUACUCUUAAAAAAAAAAAAGGAUUGGCUUUAAGUUUUGGGUUCUGCUCUUACAUGCUAGAUCACGUUUCCGCCCAGCAUGAAGCACGUCAGGCUCCUUACAGGGGCAUUUUGGUAGAUGCUGGGUUGUGUCGGUGCCAUAUUUGUGCCCACUCUUUCAGAACCACGUUGCAUUAUGUUCCUUGGGAUAAACUGUGAUUUGACAACUGAUUUAAACAAAAGCUUUGCUUCCCUUAGAUUUGCUGGUUUUACUAGAGGCUAGGAAUGCUGAGACCUGUGUCUCCCGCCUUCUACAAGCAGAAGAAGCUAGAACGUUCUAAUGUAGUUGCUGUGUGAUGUGACCACUUUAUACCGGUUUGAGUUCGUGUUCAGAGGAAGUUGUGGCAGAUAGGCAUCUGCCAAAAUAAGCCAGGAGCUUUUCAGAUGGACGGAACUGGUACAAUGCUACCAUCUGGUGGCAUCUUCCUGAAAAGGUCGAUUUUCUGCAUUACUUUUUGUUCACGAUCAGUGUUUCUAGAAAGCAAUUUUAAGAAGGCUUAGUUGUAAAAUUGCCUCGCCUAACAGGCGAUCUUGUUUUUGUUUUUUUUUAAAUGUUAAGAAUGAUUUCUGAUUCUUGUAAAGGAUUCCUUCAAACAGUUGCCACACUAAGAAUAGUUAUCUGCCCUAAAAUUCCACUUUCCCGCAGGUAAACUGGCCUGGCAUAUACACUUUUAAAAUUUUACUCAAACUCGGUACUCCCACUUUGAGAACUUAAUUGUAAUGGCCAAUUGAUUUUAAAGGAUAACAUUCUAGAAAGACUAGAAUAGCUUUUUAGCAGAAAGAAUAUUUGCUUUUAGAACUGAAGAGUAGUUGCUCUGAUACCCACACACCUGACUACAAUAAAACACCGGCUGUAGUAGCUCUGAUAGCAGCAUGCCAGACUACAAUAAAACAUGGGUUCGAGUGCCGUGGUCGGCAAACUGCGGCUCCGUUGACGAAUGAGUUUGCCGACCACUGACCUAGACUCUCUAUUUCAAUAAUUACAGGCUGUUGCUUAUGAUUAAGCCCCCAUCCCAGUGGUGAGCAAACUCAUUAGUCAACAGAGCCGCAGUUUGCCGACCACUGUUCUAGUGUACGGCCUUGUAGCUGGAAAGCACUGGCUGGCCUUUUUGGAAUUACUCUCAUGUAUAAUAGCCACCUGUGCUUAAUUGUUAAAUUUUAAAAUUUCCAAAUUGAAAAAAAGGAACCUGUGAUCUAAAUCAGUGGUCGCCAACCCGUGGUUCAAGGACCAUUGGUGGUCUGAAAGGUUGGCGACCACUAAUCUAAAUAGUUUCUCUGGCCAACUUGGGACUUUUUUUUUAAGUGCUAGUGUCAAAUUUAGAAACAUCACUGAUUAGAGAGAAUCAUUGAUCAGCUGUCUCCUGCAUGCCCCCUACUGGGGAUCGAGCCCACAACUUGGGCAUAUGCCCUGAGAGAAUCGAACCAUGACCUCCUGCUUCAUAAGUUAACGCUCAACCACUGAGCCACACUGGCCAGGCGCUAGUGUCAGUUUUUGAAGAUCAACCAAAAAGUAUUGGAGAUGACAGCAGUUUGGAAGGAGUUCAAUGAUAGCUUCGCUAUUGACUCAACUUCCUCUCUCUGGCAGGAAGAAAGUGCUAUUUUGAGCAGAUUAAAGAUUUGUGUCGUUUGUGGUAAACAGAUUUCCUUUUUUUUUUUUUUUUUUGGUUUAAAUUCCAUCCCACUACUUCAUCCCAUGUACUGACAUAUGGCCAAGCAGGUCAUCACAACUGGUUUUCUUCAUGACUCUGCUUCUCCUACUAACAUCUGGAUGGGCCCUGACUACUUCUGUACAAGCUCUGUACCUCUGUCUGUUAAGCAACAUCGUUUUACUGUAACGAGGAAUGCCAUUAACAAAAGUGUGAAAUACAGUUCUGUGUUAUAAUUCUAAAGCUGCCGUUACUUUAUGACGUUCAUAGUAGUAACCGUGUAAACUGCAGAAAUUGGAGCAAGUGCCUAAAUUUUGCUAUUUUUGGCAUUACUAAUGGAACCAUGUACAACAGAAAGCAAUGCAAGACUUGUAAUCUCUCUCCACUUCUUGUAAUUGAAGACUGUAAAAUGUGCCCCUAAAGGUUAUUUUCUUAAUGGUUCACACAACUUGUCUCUCUCUCUGUACGCGUAUACUUUGUUCCAGAAAUUUCCUUUGCUGUUUGGAGCUACAGAUAGUUAAGGGCUGAAAAUGUUAGCUUUCAGUGUAAGCUUCAAGCCUAGCAGUUUUCUUUAACCGAAGAUAAUAUUUGAGUCUUAGUUCUGUUUGGGGCAAAUUUUCAUUUAUCUAAAUAAAAUGCAACCUAAUGAAA